CAUAGCACAACAAUACAAGAAAAUCAGCAUUCUCAUUGUUCCCACAAUUCAUCAGACAUGUCCAAGUCUAAUUCUUCAUUCACUUCUCCUACUCAAACUACCCCUGCAAACAAAAUCUUCACUGUCAAUGAACAAGGAUGGGUGAUCCAGAUUCGAAAAACCCUCGAGGAAGAGUUCGAGGAAGAAGAUAAUUCAGAAAGCCCUGUUUGCAUUUACUCUGUUCCUUCAACUCUGGUUUUCACAUGUCCUGAAGCCUAUACUCCUCAGCAAGUUGCAUUAGGCCCUUACCAUCACUGGCGCCAGGAGCUUUACGAGAUGGAAAGGCACAAAAUCGCGGCGGCUAGGAGAACCAUGAGGCAUGUUAAAUGCUUUAAGGCCUUUCAGGAAAUAGUUGAUCAGUUUCAUAAGCUGGAGCCAAAGAUCAGGGCUUGUUACCAUAAGUACCUCACUGUAAGUACUGAGACUUUGACAUGGAUGAUGGCGAUCGAUGUGCCUUUCUUGCUCGAGUUUCUUGAGGGCUACGCGAUGAAAGAAGGCAUGUUGUUGAGCAGGUCUAAAUCAAGACUGACAUUGAGUGUUCUUGAUGCUGCAGAGAGAAAGUCAUCUCAUAUUGAGAUCAUGAGAGAUAUCUUGAUGCUUGAGAAUCAGGUUCCUCUGUUUCUACUGAGGAAGAUGCUCGAGUUUGAACUGGGAUCGGUGGAUGCAGCUGAUGACACUUUGCUAGCAAUGCUGAAGGGCUUUUCAAUAGAGCUGUAUCCACUGAAAACACCCGAAAACUUACCAAAGAUCCUGAUCCAUGACUCUGUUCAUAUUCUUGAUUUCUUUUACCGCCUGCUGAUGCCUAAAGACUUCGAAAAAUCUCAAGUCACUGAGGAUGAAGAUUUUUAUGGUGGAAAUGAAAAGGAGGAAGAAAUUACAAUUGAUGAAGAAACAAAUAAUCGUGUCAUAAAGUUUUUCAAUUCGAUGUUUGCAACCCUGUCGAAUCUGAAUAUACAUCCGGUACGUUUUCUCAAGGCAAUAUUGAGCUCUAAGCCUCUGAAAUUGCUACUCAAGAUGCCAUGGACAAUCAUCACAAAACUUCCCAUACUCAACAUGCUAAAAGAGCCUAUUGAAAAGAUAUUUAUGAGACACGAAAAAGAAGAUGGGAAGGCUGAAGACGACGUCAGUCGCCCUCCACUGAUUGAGGAGCUCACGAUCCCUUCAGUCACAGUGUUAUCCCAAGCCGGAGUGAUCUUGGUGCCCACGGAUGGAGGAAUUUGUAGCACAAAUUUCGACGUGAAGACACGUACCUUAAGUCUGCCUAGAGUGAACCUAGAUGUCAAUGCAGGUAUUAUCAUGAGAAACAUGGUGGCAUAUGAAUCUUGUCAUGCAUCAGGGCCAUUGAUUUUUUCUCGUUACACGGAACUUAUGAAUGGCAUUGUGGAUACUAAGGAUGAUGUUAAGCUUCUCAGAGAAAAGGGGAUCAUUUUGAACCGUUUGAAGAGUGAUGAGGAAGCAGCAGAUAUGUGGAAUGGGAUGAGCAGGUCAGUGAAAUUGACAAAAGUGCCCUUCUUAGACAAGGUUGUUGAGGAUGUUAACAAGUAUUACAAUGGGAGGUGGAAGGUUAAAGCUGAGAAAUGCAUCAGGAGUUACAUUUAUGGUUCUUGGAGGAUUCUCACAGUGCUGGCCUGUAUAUUGAUCCUUGGUCUAUUGGCUUUACAAACCUUCUGCUCUGUUUAUACUUGUUCUCGUGUGAUUCGCCAGUAUGCCACCCCGGAUUCUACACAGCCUUGAUCUUUAUACUCCUGCAAAUUUGUUUAAUUAACAUGUAUUUAUUGUUUGAUGUUUUUGGUUUAUUGUUUAAUGAACAUGUAUUUAGUGUA
Messenger RNA from Daucus carota subsp. sativus, 1862 nucleotides. RefSeq names its product putative UPF0481 protein At3g02645. Lineage: Eukaryota; Viridiplantae; Streptophyta; Magnoliopsida; Apiales; Apiaceae. Bases 58 to 1773 code for a protein of 571 amino acids. The transcript has a single exon. The record is from RefSeq and is a predicted model, not a curated record.